UGGUCCGCCGAUAUGUUCACCGCGACAGGAAGGACGGCGCCUCCCCAGGCUUUCAUCUCAAGCUACGCGCCCCGCCUGCGCUCCUUCGGAAAUUCUCUGAUAUCGCCCAUCGUCCCGGCCUCCAACACUCUCCCGCCGCCGCGAACAACCAAGCGCGGGACUGCCGUGGUCAGCUAUGCUGAAGAUGGGUAUGACGAUGAAGAUUUUGAGGAGGGUGAAGGGCCGCGACGCGCAACUGGGCUGCGUAGCUUGCGAAGAGACGAGUCCACGCUGGACAGGUCCGCCCAAAUAGCCGCACUGGGCAAAGAGCUCACUGCGCCCAUCGAAGUCCAGGGCAUCUGGCGAGAUUGGAUGGGAAGGCCAAAACACACUCGGACCGAGAAGCAAGUUCAGGUACAAGCGGUCCUACCGGUUGUUCUGAUUCCCAUCCGCAUAGAUCUGGACAUCCAAUCCUUCCGACCGGAAGCACCGCUCCCCAUGCCUUCCAACGCCCGCGAAUUUGGCAUCGACGAGUCUCUGCCUGCUUACAAGCAGCCAGAUGUCACUCCUGCAUAUCGACUAAAAGAUUCAUUCCUGUGGAAUCUGCACGAAGCCCUGACUACUCCAGACCAGUUCGCGAAAGUGUUUGUCGAUGAGCUGGAUUUGCCAGCCGACCGAAAGCCCCAGUUGAUACACAACAUUGCUAGCCAAAUUCGCACCCAACUGGAAGAAUAUGCAGGCGUUGCUUUGCACCCACUGUUCCACUCUACGGCGUCGCCUCCCCUGGAUGGAACAACAAUCAAAUCUUUGCAGCCUGCUUUGUCGCAGACAGGCACGUCAACACCUGCGGGAGGAGCCACGAAUGGUGUUUCAACUCCGGUGGCCAACGGUACAGCACAAACAGAGGGUAUAUCAACACCAGCAGCGAUUCCGAAUGGUAUCACUGCAACAGCCACCCCACUACCUGCGGAAGAGCUUCAUAACCCGGAUGAUACGUAUCGCUGUAUCGUAUCAUUGAACAUCAACUUGAUGAAUCGCCUUUACAGCGAUAAGUUCGAGUGGUCACUGUUGCAUCCACCAGGACUCGCCGAAAUGUUUGCUAAAGUCACUUGCGCCGAUUUAGGAUUGGCCGGAGAGUGGAUUCCGGCACUCACACACGCUAUAUAUGAAGCUACUUUGCGUUUAAAGAAGGAGGUCUGCGAGAACGGAGGAUUGGUCGGGGACGGCGAAAUAGAUAACGAUGCGGCCGAUGUAACCAGUGGCGCAGGCUGGAGGUAUGAUCAAGAGCAUUUGUGCGAUGAAUGGGAGCCCAAAGUCGAAAUUCUGUCCAAAGAAGAGAUUGAAAAGCGAGAGGGCGAUCGUGAAAGAGAGAUUCGGAGGCUGAGAAGAGAUACUGCACGAUUUUCUUCUACGGCAAACAUGUCUGGUCAGCCUCAAAACGACUUCUUUGCCAACCCCGAACAAACAGAGAACAUGGGGCGUGGCGAACGAAGCAAAAAGAAGAGGCGGUUCAGGAGUCUCAGCCCUGUUGGACGCGAUACCCCAGAUUCAGGUACAGGCUAUGGAGGCCAAGGAAACGGCUUGCAAGAAGGGGAACGACUAUCUUGGCGAUGCGCACACUGCCUAGUGUGGGGCUCCGCUGUAUGGGCUGUGCGUGAUGGACCAAAAGGACCGCGAAGCCUCUGCAACAACUGCGGCUACCUCUACGAGCGAGACAAAAAACUUCCACCUUGGUCGGAAAAUCUCUUCCUCUACGAUAGGCCCCACGACGUCAGAAUAACGUAUCAACGGUAG
This is a messenger RNA of Periconia digitata, 1773 nucleotides long. Lineage: Eukaryota; Fungi; Ascomycota; Dothideomycetes; Pleosporales; Periconiaceae. The record is from the annotation of a GenBank genome assembly.